CUUUCCCGACUCCUGCGGCACUUUAAAUUAUUUAAAGCGGGCGCCCUCUUGUUGAACCAAGUGCCCUUACCCGUUUUAGUGUUGACGGAUCGAUACUGCAUCCACGAUCGCGUGCAUCGCGCCAGCAGCUGGUACAUUAUUUAUGUAUGUACCUGCACUUUUUACGACGUGCGAUCUCUAUUGGCCGAAACCACCUCUGGCUACAAACUGAUAUGCCGCGAUCCUCUUCUCUUACCCCGUCAGUUCGCUCCAUCCGGUGGCCAGGAAUACGUCUUUCGUGCCCAUCAUCGUGUACCAGGGGCUUCAAGUUUUGGUCUUCCGGUUGAUAUGCGCUCCAUGACGGCUGCUCCUGUGACCGGUGCCACGAGUCCGUGCGCCACUCGGGACAUGAUACAAGGCGCGCGAGGCUCUGUCCUUUUGCCUGGGCGACCUUUAGGUCCCUCCACUGCCAUAGCUCUUCCUUCCACCCCAUGCUGUUUUCUCCGCCUUUCUAGUCCGCUCGCCGUCGGUACCUUCUCCGCGGUUUAUGCCGCCGUAGCCCUUCGUCCUCUCGGGAGGUCCAAGGGAUGUGUUCCUGGCUGGACUGUGACUGGCUGUCUUGCUGCGGGCCAUAGCUAUGAUGCCGCUGCUUCGUCGAUAAGUCGACCCUGCCCGUGCUCUGCAGGGACAUAACGCGAAUCAAAUCAGUAUAUAAUGUAGGAUAGUCCUUCACAGAGGACUUAUGUACCCUACGCUUUGCCACAAACCGAGUCGUAUUCGAUUUCACCCUGCUGAUGGAGUCCUACCCAAACACUAAGGAUGCGUAUUCGGGACAGACCGAGUCCUAUCCCAGCUAGACGCAAUCGUCUCUCAGCAGAACAGAAUCGCACCCCUCGCAAGAUGCGAACCUAGCAAGCCAUCGUCAUUCUUCGACCUGGCCAUUGACAAGAAGGAC
Molecule: messenger RNA, 934 nt
Organism: Drosophila pseudoobscura
Lineage: Eukaryota; Metazoa; Arthropoda; Insecta; Diptera; Drosophilidae
Exons: 3
Coding region: 328-672 (114 amino acids)
Source: RefSeq, a predicted model, not a curated record